Messenger RNA from Cheilinus undulatus (humphead wrasse), 6488 nucleotides. It is a transcript of the gene nlrx1, whose product is annotated as NLR family member X1. Lineage: Eukaryota; Metazoa; Chordata; Actinopteri; Labriformes; Labridae. Gene Ontology annotation, cellular component: mitochondrion. Bases 207 to 3104 code for a protein of 965 amino acids. The transcript has 12 exons. The record is from RefSeq and is a predicted model, not a curated record. Gene Ontology annotation, molecular function: protein binding. Gene Ontology annotation, biological process: negative regulation of canonical NF-kappaB signal transduction.
UACUGUGUAGCGGAAAACGGUGGAGAGCACAACAGCUGACAGAAUGAGAUUUAUUUAACAGAUAGACACAUAAAUAGAGAAAAACACAUAAGAAUGGGUAUAGAUUAAACGCUUAUCUCCUAAAAUAGUGACACACGGAAGACGAGGGAUAACCACGAGUACAUGUCUGUGUAGUGCUCCCGAACGUAUAGAGGCUGAACAGCAGAAUGAGUUCCAUUCACAGGCGCCAGCUGAGUCAGCUGCUGGCAGUAUGGAGGCUGAAGAACAGGUUGGAGGUUUCUCUGUGCCCGGCUGCUGCCUUUCACUGCAGGACAGUCUGCUCCACCUCCUCAGAACCAGGAGACCCCAUAGAGGUGCACAGGAGGAAGCUGUUCCUGUGGUUCAGUCACCUCCCUCAGGAGGAGAAACAGUUCGGAGGUUACUUCAGUCCAGAGAAGAUGCACGUGGACCCUUUAAUCCUGGAGAGAAACACAGAGGAAAGAGUAGGCCUGCACUGCUCCCCCCUCCAGGCCCCUUCCCCCUCCUCCCAUGUAACUGUGGAGCAGCUGUUGGACCCCUCCUCCUGCUGCGACGGGCGGGGCCUCAACGUCCUCCUGUACGGUGCCGUGGGGACCGGGAAGAGCACACUGGUGAGGAAACUGGUCCUGGACUGGUGCAGCGGGAAGACCCUGAGGCAGUUCAAACUACUGAUUCCCUUUUCCUGUGAGGACCUCUCACAACUGAACAAGACUGCCUCCUUACGGGACCUCGUGAGCAGGAAGUACCUCCACCUGAGUAAACACCCCCUGCUGAGUGGAGCGGGGGACCAGGCGAAGGACGUGCUCUUCCUCUUUAACGGGAUGGAGAAGAUGAAGCUGGACUUUAGGAUCGGAGCUUCGGAGCUCUGCAGUGAUCCCAACGAGUCGGUGCCUUCAGAUGUGCUGGUCGUCAACCUGCUCAGGAAGUACCUGCUGCCUGAGGCGAGUGUCUUGGUCACCACCCGGCUGUCGGCUGUGGAGCGAAUACCUCAGAAGUACGUGAGUCGUUACGCUCAGAUCUGCGGCUUCAAUGACCCAGAUCGCCAGCGUGCAUACUUCACUAGCCGCCUUCUGCAGCAGACGGGGGAGACAGAUAGAAACCAUGAAGCCCAUGCGCUCAUUGAGCUGCUGUACCUGAACCUUCAGAGAGAGAGCCAGCUGGCUGCUGCCUGCUUCCUGCCCUCAUACUGCUGGCUCACCUGUGCUACUUUACACUUCCUGCACUUCACUGAUGCCAAAGCGCCAAUACGCACACUCACCGGCAUCUACACAAGCUUCCUCAGGCUCAACUUCGGGGGGGAAGUGCUGGAAAGAAAGACAGGGACAAAUGUUCCCAUUCAGGACCACAGCUCUCUGAUGCUGUAUGUUGUCAGAACUCUGGGGAAACUGGCAUAUGACGGCGUGACGUACAAACGCACAUCAUUCUCAGAGAAGGAACUGGAGCAGUGGAUUGGUGGGAAAACAAAGACUGAUGAAGAGCUCCAUCAGCUUGCCAUAUUUCGCACAGACGUGUUGGAUUUCUUCCUGGCUCCCUGCGUAGAAAACGGGAAACAUUUUGACGAGGAGGAUGGUGAGAAUGAUAUGAGUCGAUAUGUGUUUGCCGUCCCAGCCAUGCAGGAGUACCUGGCAGCGCUCUACGUGGUUCUGGGAGAAAACAAGUCCGCUCUGGAGAAGAUGACCCGGCAAGUAUCUGUGGCCAUUGGUCAGGCUAGUGAAGACGUAGGUGCACUAGUCAGCAUCCUCUCCAAGGUCAUCCCUCUGCGUAUCUUUGCUGUGUUCAACCUGCUGAAGCUGUUCCCCAAGGUCUACGAUCGAAUCAACCGCUACAACAAAGGAAGCAUCGCCAAGACAAUGGCAGCCGAGUUGUUUCGCAAUGAGGACAGCCACAAUGAGGAUGUCCUGGACCAGGUGGAGCAAAGCCUGCUGGGAGUUCAUGGCCCACAGCUGCAGCAGGGCACUGAGGGUCAGCCCUUUGAGCUCUACCCCAUCUUUAUGGGAGGACUGUUGCAUUAUGGGAAUCGAGUCCUCCUGCAGCAGCUGGGCUGCAGCAUCCAGAGCAGCACUGUGGUUCAGAUCACUCGGGCGCUCAGAAAGUACCUGGUCAGAGAGCUGAAUAAACCUCAGCCCCCUGAGGAGGUGAUGGACCUGCUGGUUCUUCUGUACGAGUUUCAGAACCCCCGACUGACCGCUGAUGUUCUGGCCUCCAUCAGAAGCAUCUGCCUCACCAACAUCCGCAUGACGUCUCUGAAGUGCUUCAUCCUCAGCUCAGUGCUGUCAUGCACACCUGCCAGUUAUCACAUGCAGGAGAUGGACCUGUCUUCAUGUCUCCUCACUCAUGACAUGCUAAAGACACUGGGGCCGGCCUUCAGACACGUAACCAGCCUCAAUCUGCAGUUUAACAGCCUGGGCCCUGACUCCUGCAUCCUCCUGAGAGAUCUGCUGCUCGAUCCAAAGGCUUCCAUUAAAUCUCUACAACUGUGUGAUAAUCCUCUGAUGGAUUCUGGGGCCCACACCCUCCUGGAGGCCCUGCCAGAGAACCAGAGCCUGACCUACCUGUCCCUGAUGCACACUGGGCUGGGGGAUGCAGGGGCCCUGGACCUGGCCGGCAAGUUGCAGAAACACAUGGGGCUGCAGGAGCUGAACGUUGCGUACAACAACAUCGGAGACAACGCUGCUCUUGCUCUGGUGGACGCCUGCAGGGAGCACCCCAACAUCCACACCUUGCAUUUGUACCUGAAUCCUCUGAGCGACGUUGGAAAGCAGUCUCUAUAUGUCCGUGGCAUCACAAAGAGUCAUGGGGGCAGCGGGCGGCGAGUCCGGGUCCUGGCCUCAGUCACUGAAGGUUCAGACUUGUCAGAGGACUGGCACCCAAUCCUCAGCGUGAUCAGAGAGAACGCGUCGUCCUGGGACCGAGGGCGGGUUAAAGAGCAGCUCAAGGUGUUCCUCAGGGACCUGGAGUGGGGUCGUCAGCAGCAGCAGAGUCUCUGGAAGAGGCUUCACUUCCGUCGUGUAGAGAAAGGAGUGCGGCAGACUCUACAGAUGCUGGAGAAGGACACACUACCUCCACCUACAGGAUACAGCAAGUGACAAAUCUGAAACUUGAAAACCUCCCCUCUGAGAAUCCUGAAUGAAAAAACUUCAAUUCAGGUGUACUCUGCCUAUAUGAUCAAGUUUUAACAAGACUUAAGAACUGAAUAUAUUUGAGAUUUUGUUGCUUGGCUGACUUUUGAUUUGAUUUGUCAAACUUGGGACAGGUUUAAGUCUUCCACUUGUUCAAACUGAGACAGAAGAACAAACUGCAAUAAAACUAUUAUCUGAGAGGUGAGACAGUUAGAAAGACUGCAUUUAUAACAGCAAAAAGGGAUGUUUUCAGAUAAAAUAAACAAUAAAUAAAAGUUAGUUACUGAUAUCUUGUUGAAAUUGACUAGAAUUGUAUUUUACAGGCCAGUGGAAAAUGGUUCUGUUGUUCCUGUGAGAGUGAAAACAUAAAGUAGUUUAGAAAUAUGAACCUAAUGGCUAAAAGGCAAAGUUUAGACUUAUUUUUGGCAUCCAGAGGUGGUCUACAGAUAUUUGAUAUCAGUUUCAUACCUGAUGGUCUCCAGCCUGUGUCUCUGCUCUUUUUUUCGCGAUCUGUUUGCUGUUUUAGAAGAGACACUUUCAGGUUUUUCUGAUACUAACUCGGCAUUUCUUGCAUGUAUUUCAAAAUAAACGCAUUCAAUGUAAAGGCAGUCAGGGCCUUCUGAUGUUUAACUAGUAAGAAAAAGUGUUGUGGAAAAAGUGUUAACUUUUACACUGUCAUAGGUUAAAUAAGCAGUCUUUAAAGCAUCUUGAAUUUGUAUAAAAAGCAAUGUUUGUACAAACCAGCUGCCCCAGGGGCAAAAAGAGCCUAAAAAUAAGAACAAAUAACAACAAUGGGUCAAGUUUUGACUAAAUAUAUAGUAAAAUAACAUAAAUAGAUGCUUGAAACUAAUAGCUAGAUUUGAAGCUAAUACAAGGAACUAAUGCUCUGUGGAAAGGAUAAGCGCUCAGCAAAAAAGUCCCUAAACCUGGACUUGUCAGGCUUGAUAUUCAUACUAGCAUACUUGAGAUUCCUAUUUAGCCUCUAUUGUAGCCUUCUUAUACAUGGCACUGUUGUGGUCACCAGUGUCACCCUGCCAUAAUGCAAAUUUCCAGUCCCCGCCUACUUGCAGUGAAGUUAGACAUCAUAAUACACAUCCUAAUGUCUCUAAAAUGUGCUUUCACUUAGCCACCCACCACCCCUGGUACUCUAAAAUAGUUAAAUACCCUCUAAAAUGUAGUACAAAAUCACAUGCAUUUGCCAAAUCUGAAAAUACAACAUGUUAAUCCUUAUUCCUUGCCUUAGCUUCCUAAAUCUGAUCAUGUUAGUGUGUUCUGUGCACCCAGGAAAACCUAGGAUCCCUGUUUUCUGUACUGAUGUAUCUAUUAAACUAUUCCUUUCUAAAUAGCUAGUAAGCGUCUGUGCUACAAUACUAAAGAAAAUCUUUCCCUCCUCAUAUAACCGUUAAAUGGUUCUAAAGUGGUUUAGAUCAGAGGACUCCCUCUCCUUAGGAAUCAGGAUUCCCACUGCUCUUUACUAAAGACAAGGUUUGAGUGAAAUUAAAAAAAAUCAUUAACAGAGGAAAAGAAUGAUAUUGACAGCCUGCAGACGUGACUAUCAUGACAUCACUCUCUGCAGUGGAAGUACCGCUGCUGGCAUUAGGCUAGAAGCAUUUUUGACAGUUUUUACAUUUGAGGUGUAUUUUUGGGCCAUUAAGGAAACAGGAAGUAACUAUAAGUUAGCCUACUAAACACAAAUGUCAGUGACUCUGUCAGAUGUAGUUAGUCACCUCAAGGGUGCUCACAAACGGAGACACUUGAUAGGACCGGACAGAGAAAGGCAUUCUUCCAUUCACAGGCGGUGAUCUUAAAGGAUAUAAAAGCCCUGAUGCCUACAUAGCUGGCCUUGUGAAUACCUCCUUUUAAGUGCUUCUUUAAGAUGUCAAAAUAUUCUCAUUAGACAUUUGUUUAAGGGUUACACAUAAACAUAAAGGGGCAUUUUUAUGUGACUCUUCUGUUUUCACCAUCUCAUAAUCUUAGAUUAUGUAGAUUUUAUAAAAUGAUUUCCUUUUUCUAAGCUUUCGGUAUAAAAAAUUGCACUACACAGAUUAUAAUGGGGAAUUGUCACUGACAUUCAGUAAUUAACAUUUCAUUUUUUUUAUUUAACCUUAAUUUAACCAGAUAAAGACCCAUCGAGGUCGAGAUCUCUUUUACAAGGAUGACCUGGCCAAGAGGUCAGCAGCACACGUCAUAAUAAAUAAUACAUUUCAGUGAUAAAUUACAACAAUAAGUUAAAACACAAUAAUCUGGAAAAUGCAUAGGAAAUUGCAGAUAAAACAUGUCCUUUUUUCUAUCUGGGUGGGGGCAGGACAGACAUUGUGAUCCCAAAUGCAAAAGAUCAAUGAAACAAUGAGCCCAAAAUAAAUUCAGAAUAAUUUCAGGGUCUUACGUUUUCUUUUUAAAACUCACAGUCUGCUCUGAAAUAGGAUACAGAUAAGUCAGUUUAGAUCGUCUCUGUGGUGUUUUUGUUUGGAUGCACUAUAUUUGAACAUUUAACAAAUGUAAAAAUCUUUAAUUGAUUUUGGUAGUUGCACUGUCACAUAAACAUAAAGAUCUUUAAUGUUUUGAGGUGUUGUUUAGUAUAAAAAGUUGAUCUAAAAUGUUGUCAGAGGAGAAUAAAUCUAACCAGCUCUACUUUACAUUUUUAUAUAUUUUUGCUAUCAUGUUUUCUGGGGUCACAUGCAGACACACAUCUAUGCAAAGUAAUUUCUCAACAAUCAUAAAUGACUAUAUUUAUCCAUCCUGAUAAAUGUGCAUUAACUUUAAGGACUUGUCAACAUAUCAGAUGUUUUUACAGUGCAUUAAUCAAUUUUUCAUCUUUACCGCCUACGGAUGCAUUUGUCUUUGAUUCAUUUUAAAUAUUUAACAUAAUUUUGUUGUUGGGUUUUCUUUUUUUUGUUUGUUUGAAUGAGUGUUUAAGGUACCAAGCACAAAAAAUCCUGACAUCAAAUGUCCACUCACAUUCAGAGCCAUGUUUACAUCAGAUGUUAGCUUAUUUUUGAUGUUUCAGGAAGGUUUUGCACAGUGGUUUGUGUUUGAGAACAUUAAAAAAAAAAUUAGAAUGUUUUCUGUUGUAAUUUAAAAAAAAAAACAGUUUUAAAAUUUUGUUUCAGUAUGGGUACGUGAACAUUUCAGACCACAUGCAUCCCUCGUGGUCGUUUUUACAUCAGGGUUUAUCUAUUUGAUUAGGUGUUUGCUGUUUUGCACAUGUGAGAGGAGUUAUAGAUGGGUUCAGGGCUGCCUUAUUUAGUUGUAUUACAUAUCAAAAUGUCUUAUAAAGACAGAAAAGAUCAGAAUUUGUGAAUGAGCUGAGCUGAAAUGUCUCUGGAUGUAAAUUAUAGCCUGCUGCAUUAA